Messenger RNA from Brachypodium distachyon (stiff brome), 822 nucleotides. RefSeq lists its product as uncharacterized. Bases 54 to 566 code for a protein of 170 amino acids. Lineage: Eukaryota; Viridiplantae; Streptophyta; Magnoliopsida; Poales; Poaceae. The record is from RefSeq and is a predicted model, not a curated record. The transcript is spliced from 3 exons.
UGCAGAUCCCAAGAAGAUCCGAACUUUCCACUGCCGAUCGAUGCACGACGCAUAUGCUCUCUCCGGUCACCUCCCUCGAAUCAAUCAAAAUGGCCACUCAGUCCAGCUUAAAGGAUGGCUUUCACAAACAACUCUCCCAACACCAGUCAUUCAGUCAGUCGAAAAUGGCAACACCCAUCACGACCACGAGCACGGCGGCGUUGAGCAUGAAGCUGCUGGUGGACACCAAGGCGGAGCGGGUGCUGUUUGCGGAGGCGAGCGAGGAAGCCGUCGACUUCCUCUUGUCCAUCCUCACCCUCCCCGUCGGCACGGGCGCGGAUAAUGAAGGGUUCGUGCGGGGGAUCGUGACGUACACGGUGAUGGACGACCUCAAGGUGACGCCCAUGUCGGCCAUCUCCAGCGUCACCCUGCUCACCUCCUGCGGCGUCAAGGAUCUGAGCGUGCUCCAGGAGAAGACCGUGCAGGUCGGCUACAACGAGGGUUUGGAGAUACUGAAGGCGUCGCUGCAGUCCAAGACCGUCCUCACCGACGUUUUCCUUGCAAACAAGCAUCCCUGCAACGCUUGAAUUAACCCUGCUGGUUGCUCUGCUACUACUCUGUAUAUGCCUGCAGCUGCUGUUGGUUGCUCUUCUCCUCCUCUGUACAUGUUUGCAGCUGCAAGAGUAGCCGAAUGGAUGACCGUGAUCUUUUGAAGAAUAGAUGAUGUUCCGCACAUUGUUGCGGAAAGUUUUAAUUCACAUAGAUCAAUCCUGGACGUGAAUUUUACUGAACUGCGUUGCAUAAUCAAAUGUCAACCCCUUUGAUCUCCACCAGCGUCGACAG